AGAAGAUUUUUAUAAUGACUGCAUUGAAAAUUUGCUGCAUAAUCAGAAUUUUGGUUUAUUAUGGCCACUCUAUGAUUAUUAUUGGAAAUUGAACUCAUAUUUGAAAUUGAAGCCUUCAAUACUUAGAGCUCUAAUUAUAAUUUAUGCAAAAAACAAUAGAGAUCAACGAGCUCGGCAUUUACUGCCAAUUUUGAUAACAAAAGGAAUUUAUAAGGUAACCAAGCCCUCUUUAUCAACAUUUCCUAAUUGCCUACACAUUCAAGAUGACUGGACCAAAGAAGAAAUAAGGCUAGUUGUGGAUUACUAUUUACAUGAAUUGUGUAUCUUAUUACAUAAUAUCAAAGAUAACAAAUAUACCUAUCAAAAUUUGUUUUCUCUACAUAUUAUUUUACAAAAAACCACCAACAUUCAAGACAAUAUUUCAAAAAAAUAUUUUCCUAUUUUGCCAUUUAAAAUAGUACUCAUGCAAGUUAUUGAUGUUUUGAAAACAUUACCUGUCUCUCUGGAUGGCGAGAGAAAAAGUGAAAAUAAAUUUACUGUGAGACCUGGUUCAUUUCACAAUUAUUUUCAGACUUGGCAUCUAAAAAACUAUGGAACAAGAAAGAAUAUAGAAUCUAAAAAGGCAAAUUUUACCACAAAUACUGCAAAUAGAUUAUUGCCAGCAAACAAUCCAUGUUUAUUACUAGGUCCAGAUGAUAAAGAAGUAGAGACUUAUAUCAGUAAUGUAAGACACAAAGCUGAUAUAAAUUUUUCAAGUUCGCUUGAUACUAAUGAAGAUGAACAGAAUUAUCAAUUUUCUGAAAGGCAAGAGAUGCAUAAUAGUUCAUCUAAUAGUGUAUUAAAAAAUCAUGCAUGUGGUGUACCCUUUAACAAAUAUGGAGAAUUACCAUCAGAUGAUAUUUAUAACACAAGUGAACUUAAUGACAAUAGAGUUAAGAAAGUUAAGAAUCAUCAGAAAUGUAAUCUCUCAUUUAUUUCAAAACAACAUAAUGUCAGUGAUAAAAUAGAAAAUAAUAUGAUGCAAAAGCCAUUAAAAAAUACCUGUUCCAAAAAAGUGAUUUUAAAUAAUAGGAUCAGUUCAAUAGAGGAAAAUGGUCAUAAAAUGUCACAUCCAUCUACUUCUACUGCAAAUAAUUAUUCAAAUGAGUCAUCAAAUGCAAAUAUUUUUCACUUGGAUCUAAGUCCUUAUAAAAAUAAUUCUCUUUUACCAAAUAAUUGUGAAAAUAAUACAAAUAGUUUAUUGAAUUAUCCAAAUAUGCAUUCAACUCCAAAUUUGAGUAAAAAAACAGAAACAAGGAAGCAGAAAUAUUUCAGGAACUGUAAAAAUAAAUUUAAAAAAAACAUAAAAUCAAAAAAUAAUUAUCAUCAAUGUAAAUGGACUAAAAGAAAAAGACAGAGUGAACUGUUAGGAUCAUCUUCAGUAAGAAAACAAGAAGUGUAUAAGAAGAAAGAUUCAUUUCGUGAUACUGUUUCUUAUAAUAAAAUAUACAAUUUUAUAAAAAGUCAAUUGUUACAUCAGGAGAAAGAAAUCAUUUUGGAAAAGGACUUGGAAGAGGAAACACAAGAAUUGACUGUUAGGUUCAUGGAAGAAAGUUUAAGUGAAAAUAACGACCGACGAUUAUUAGACAAGAAAGACAUGAAAGAACUUGAUGCAUUCUGCAAACGUUACAUUAAUGAAAGAAGGUGAUUACUUUGACAAAUAUCUUUUACAGUGGAUAACGAAUUCUGGUAGGAGAUGAGAUUCAUUUAAUUGGAGAAUUCGGACAAUAGUAUUGCAAUGAGAAUUUGCUUUAAAAUUUUCUGAAAUAUGGGUACAUAUCUAAAUAUGUUGCAUGAAAUGUUUUUAAACCAUUGCUCUGUUUAUAAGAGCAUAGAAUUUUAUAUUGUUUCUCUGUAAAAUGCGGUACGUGUGACACUAUUUCUGUAAAAUAAAAAGUUUUGUCGCAAAUAUUACUUUUACUGAAUUAUUAUAAUCUUUGGUAUCCGUUUUGAAAUAUUAAAAAUUAUUUUCUGAAUUA
Centruroides sculpturatus (bark scorpion) is the source of this 2018-nucleotide messenger RNA. RefSeq lists its product as uncharacterized. Bases 464 to 1687 code for a protein of 407 amino acids. Lineage: Eukaryota; Metazoa; Arthropoda; Arachnida; Scorpiones; Buthidae. The transcript has 5 exons. The record is from RefSeq and is a predicted model, not a curated record.